AUGGCCUUCAAGUUCCUGACAUUCGCCGCUCUGGUCGCCGUUGCGCGCGCUGGACUCAUUGCCUCGCCAGCUGUCAGCUACCAUGCUGCCCCGGCUCCGCUGGUAGCCGCUGCCCCGAUUGCCAAGGUUGCCUAUGCCGAUCCGCACCACGGAUUCAAUGCUGUCGUCCACCGUGAGCCCCUGGCCGCCAAGGUCGUCGCUGCUGCCCCGGUAGCCACCAAGGUCAUCGCUCAGCCAGCCCUCGCCUACGCCGCUCCGGUUGCCAAGACCAUCUCCUACGCCGCUCCGGUAGCCAAGACCAUCUCGUACGCCGCUCCUUUGGCCACCAAGAGCUACGUCGCGAGCCCGGCCCUGUCCUACGCCGCCCCAGCUCAUCUGGCUUACUCUGCUCCUUUGGCCACGAAGAGCUACGUCGCCAGUCCGGCUCUGUCCUACGCUGCCCCAGCUUAUGCUUCGUACCACUAA
Messenger RNA from Anopheles bellator, 465 nucleotides. Its product is annotated as cuticle protein-like. The record is from RefSeq and is a predicted model, not a curated record. Bases 1 to 465 code for a protein of 154 amino acids. The transcript has 3 exons. NCBI's taxonomy places the organism in Eukaryota, Metazoa, Arthropoda, Insecta, Diptera, Culicidae.